Eufriesea mexicana is the source of this 1522-nucleotide messenger RNA. It is a transcript of the gene puml, whose product is annotated as pummelig. Gene Ontology annotation, biological process: lipid homeostasis; phosphatidic acid biosynthetic process. The transcript has 8 exons. Gene Ontology annotation, cellular component: lipid droplet; mitochondrion. The record is from RefSeq and is a predicted model, not a curated record. Lineage: Eukaryota; Metazoa; Arthropoda; Insecta; Hymenoptera; Apidae. Gene Ontology annotation, molecular function: lysophosphatidic acid acyltransferase activity; carboxylic ester hydrolase activity. The coding region runs from base 317 to 1423 and encodes 368 amino acids.
AAGAAAUCAUUGUAAACGAACAGCCGGAACGUCGUAGAAGCUAAUGGCAGAUUAUGAAAUUGUCAGAUCGAAAAGAUACCAUACAUGUAGAAGUAUUUUGAAAUGCUACAUACACAUAUAAAAGAAAAAUGAUUAUGGAAGUCAAAGAAUUAACUGUGUCACGUUGGAUUGCAUUUCAAGGUCACGCGCUAAACAAUUUUAGUAUGAAGAAUCAUAACCAAAGAAAUACGUAGUUAAUUCAAUUUCGAAUUUAUUUUACGUACAAAUACGUAGCUGGUUGUGGGAAUGGUUUAGCUGGUCUGGUUCAUCUUCAACUAUGUUGCGUGCUGCAGAAAAAAGAAUACUUUCUUGUUUGAAAACUGCAUAUCGAGGAUGGUAUGUGGAUAUAGGACCAGUUGUAGGAACAUCGGAUAAAAUAUGGACUAUUUCCUUAAAUGAAGAAUCAUCAAAAACACCACUUGUCUUGUUACAUGGUUUAGGGGCAGGUGUAGCAUUAUGGUGUUUAAAUCUUGAUGCAUUAGCUUCUCAGAGGCCAGUGUACGCUAUUGAUAUACUAGGUUUUGGUAGAAGUAGUCGUCCUAUUUUUAGUAACGAAGCACAAGAAGCAGAAAGUCAACUAGUUCGUUCUAUUGAAGAAUGGAGAAGAGAAAUGCAGUUAGAAAAAUUUGUUUUGUUAGGUCAUUCAAUGGGUGGCUUUCUUGCAGCAUCAUAUAGCAUGAAAUAUCCUGAAAGAAUUAAACAUCUAAUUCUUGCUGAUCCUUGGGGUUUCUCUGAAGGACCUGUAGAACGAACUCCAUGGGGUCCUACGUGGGUAAAAGUCAUAUCAUAUAUGGUGGAACCAUUAAAUCCAUUAUGGCCAGUCAGAGCAGCUGGUCCAUUUGGGCGGUGGUUAAUUGAAAAAGCAAGGCCAGAUAUAGUAAAAAAAUUUGCACCUGUAUUAAAAGAUGAUACUGUUGUAAUUUCACAAUACUUACAUCAGUGUAAUGCUCAAACACCAUCUGGGGAAAGUGCAUUCCAUGCAAUGAUGCAACAUUUUGGUUGGGCAAAAAAUCCUAUUGUUAGAAGAAUGGAUAAACUAAACCCAGAAAUUCCAAUAACUCUCUUGUAUGGUAGUCGAUCUUGGAUUGACAAUUCAUCUUGGGAAACAAUUAAACACACCAGGAUAUCAUCAUAUAUUAAUGUUCAGGCCAUAAAUGGAGCAGGGCAUCAUGUUUAUGCUGAUAAAAGUGAAAUUUUCAAUAAAUAUGUAUUAGAAGCAUGUAAUCUAAGUGAUUCGAUACCCCAUUUAACAGUGUCAGAUAUUCGUUCAAACAUUAAGUCCGUAAACGAGCAACAAAUAUCACUUCUUUUAGGAAAUAAGGACGUUGAUAUUAAAACAAUGCCAGAAAAGGAACCAAAUACUCCACAAACACAAUCUAGUUGAAAUUUAGUGCAAAAUUUUAUUGUUAAAUCGUAUUCUUUUGACCUUAUGUGCAGUUGAAUGAACUGCAUGAUUUGUAUGAUUUAGAUUAGGUAUACAUGU